AUCUAUAUGUACGUACACUACAUUGUUCUUCUCAAACAAACUUUGGAAUUCUUGAUCCCAUCUAAGUUUAACAUAAAUCCUUAAAUUAAACCGCCUUCAAACAAUCAUAAAUUCCGAAAAUUGAAUCUCGUUUUUGGUUCUCAAGAAUCACCAGAAUCUUCUCAUUGCCAGCCUUUUGUAGUUCUUGUUUCCUAAGAUCAUGAAGAGAAGUAUUUCGAUGAGAAUGAUCUUACCCAUGAUGAAAAAGAACAAAGAUGAACAAGAUGUAAAUGUUAAGAAUAAGCGGCUUUUGAUCACUGUGAAUGUUGCUGGAAGUUCUGGGCCUUUGAGAUUUGUUGUGAAUGAUGAUGAUAAGGUUUCGACCGUUAUAGAUUCAUCACUAAAGCUGUAUGCUCGUGGUGGCCGCCUUCCUAUUCUUGGGUCGGAUUUCAACAACUUCAUACUUUAUGCAUCCGACGCAGAAUCAGCAUUGAGUUCAAGUGAAGAAAUAGGAUCUUGUGGUGGGAGAAAUUUCGUGUUAUACACGAAGAAGAACAAUCAAGUACCUAAAGCAAGUUCAAGGAUGAUUACACGACAACAUAGCGGACGUUGGAAGGCAUGUAUCAUUUGCUUAGCUCAAUAAACACUGCGCCUUGAAAUAGGCGAGUGCCGCCGUAUAAAACUAAACUUAAAGAUACCUAGAUCAACGUAUGUUUGGUCAUCAGAUCAUAGCUAUGAAACUUGAAAAUGAAAAGCAGCGAGCCCCAGUGAGACUUGAAUCAAGUGAAGCUGAAGUACACCUAGAAUCAAAUGAUGUGAGUUGGUGUUCUAAACUUUCUUCUUCUUCUUCUUUUUAAAUCAUAUUACCAUGUAUUCAUCUUGCGUUGUAAUGUUUAUAAUAUCAUUAUCCAAAGAUUAUGCAUUGGAAGAAUAUGUUUA
Messenger RNA from Helianthus annuus (common sunflower), 918 nucleotides. RefSeq lists its product as uncharacterized. The transcript is spliced from 2 exons. The record is from RefSeq and is a predicted model, not a curated record. NCBI's taxonomy places the organism in Eukaryota, Viridiplantae, Streptophyta, Magnoliopsida, Asterales, Asteraceae. Bases 200 to 622 code for a protein of 140 amino acids.